CACCGCCCGGGAAGCUGCGCGAAGCUCGGUGCCACCGCCACAUCCUCCGGAGCUCUGAGUCCAGGCGAGCCGAGUCGAGCCGAGUCGAGCCGGGCCAGGACCAAGCCGGAGCGCUCCGACGGCACGGGCGAGCCGAACGCUGAGCCAUGGCGCACCAGACCGGCAUCCACGCCACCGAAGAGCUAAAGGAAUUCUUUGCCAAGGCCCGGGCUGGCUCCAUCCGACUCAUCAAAGUUAUCAUUGAGGACGAGCAGCUCGUGCUCGGUGCCUCGCAGGAGCCAGUGGGACGCUGGGACCAGGACUACGACCGGGCUGUAUUGCCGCUGCUGGAUGCCCAGGAGCCCUGCUACCUCCUCUUCCGCCUCGAUUCGCAGAAUGCUCAGGGUUUCGAAUGGCUCUUCCUGGCCUGGUCACCUGAUAAUUCGCCUGUGCGGCUGAAGAUGCUGUAUGCAGCCACACGAGCCACAGUGAAGAAGGAGUUUGGAGGCGGCCACAUCAAGGAUGAGCUCUUCGGGACAGUAAAGGACGACCUCUCCCUGGCCGGGUACCAGAAGCACCUGUCAUCCUGCGCGGCACCUGCCCCGCUGACGUCGGCUGAGAGAGAGCUCCAGCAGAUCCGAAUCAAUGAGGUGAAGACUGAGAUCAGUGUGGAAAGUAAGCACCAGACGCUACAGGGCCUGGCCUUCCCGCUGCAGCCUGAGGCCCAGCGGGCGCUUCAGCAGCUCAAGCAGAAGACAGUCAACUAUAUCCAGCUGAAGCUGGACCUGGAACGGGAGACCAUCGAGCUGGUACACACAGAACCCACAAACGUGGCCCAGCUACCCUCACGGGUACCCCGAGAUGCUGCCCGCUACCACUUCUUCCUGUAUAAGCAUACCCACGAGGGUGACCCCCUGGAAUCUGUGGUGUUCAUCUACUCCAUGCCGGGCUACAAGUGCAGCAUUAAGGAGCGCAUGCUCUACUCCAGCUGCAAGAGCCGCCUCCUCGACUCUGUAGAGCAAGACUUCCAGCUGGAGAUAGCUAAGAAGGUUCUCCGGCACAGGACCCUGCACCCUGUGUCUCUUCUAGUGCAGGCUGCAGUGCUGUCUGGGGCUCUGGCCCUGGGCACCCUGCCUGCCUUCCUGCCCUGUGAGCUGAAGCCUUGGGGCCUGGUGGACUGUGACUGGCUGUUCCUGAAGUCUGUGCCUCACUUCUUGGCAGCAGAUCCCCGUUCCAACGUCACCAACCUUUCCUUGGUCUCCAACCGUAUCCACCACCUGCACAACACCGACUUCAUCCACUUGUCCAACCUGCGGCAUCUGAACCUCAAAUGGAACUGUCCUCCCAUCGGCCUUAGCCCCAUGCACUUCCCUUGCCACAUGACCAUUGAGCACGACACCUUCCUGAACGUGCCUACACUAGAAGAGCUGAACCUGAGCAACAACGGCAUCACCACUGUGCCCCCACUGCCCAGCUCCCUGAGGAAGCUAAGCCUGAGUCACACCAACAUCCUGGUACUACAUCCUAACAACUUUGUUCUCCCGAGCUCCCUGCGCUUUCUCUUCAUGGAUGGAAACUGCUACUACAAAAACCCCUGCAGCAAGGCAGUGGAGGUGGCCCCAGGUGCCCUCCUGGGCUUGAGCAAUCUCACCCAUUUGUCACUCAAGUAUAACAACCUCACGGAGGUGCCCCGCCAGCUGCCCCCCAGCCUGGAGUACCUUCUGGUGUCCUAUAACCACAUUGUCAAGCUGGGGCCUGAAGACCUAGCCAAUCUGACCUCCCUUCGAGUGCUCGAUGUGGGUGGGAAUUGUCGCCGCUGUGACCACGCCAUCAACCCUUGUAUAGACUGUGGACAGAAGUACCUCCAGCUGCACCCUGAGACCUUCCAUCACCUGACCCACCUUGAAGGCCUGGUGCUGAAGGACAACUCUCUCUACAAGCUGGAGCCCUCCUGGUUCCAAUGCCUGGUCAACCUCUCAAAGCUGGACAUAAGUGAGAACUUUCUCUAUGACCACAUUACCAACACCACAGUCUUCCAGAACAUGACCCGCCUGCGCAAGCUCGACCUGUCCUUCAAUUACCACAAGAAGGUCUCCUAUGCCCAGCUCCACCUGGCAAAUUCCUUCAAGGGCCUGGUGUCACUGCGGGAGCUGAACAUGAACGGCAUCUUCUUCCGCUUGCUCGACCAGGCAACUCUCGAGUCGCUGACCCGUCUGCCCAAGCUCCGCACUCUGCAUCUCCAAAUGAACUUUAUCAACCAGGCCCAAAUCAGCAUCUUUGGUGCCUUCCCAGUCCUUCAGUUUGUGGACCUGUCAGACAACCGAAUCAGUGAGAUUCUAACGCCGCCGCCAGCAGCCGCCCUUGAAGAGGCAAAUGAUGGGGAGCAGGAGAAUCUGUGGCCUGAGGUUUUUGCCCCACCUCCGCUGAGCUCCCCUGGCUCCAAGAAGUUCAUGCCCGGGUGCAACCCACAAGAGUUCAAACUGGACCUGUCUCGGAACAACCUGGUGGCCAUCAAGCCUGAGAUGUUUGCCAACCUCUCACGCCUCCAAUGCCUAAGCCUGAGCCACAACUGUAUUGCACAGGCUGUCAACGGCUCUCAGUUCGUGCCGCUGACCAAUCUUCGGGUGCUGGACCUAUCCCAUAACAAGCUGGACUUGUACCAUGGGAAAUCGUUCAGUGAGCUCCCACAAUUGCAGGAGCUGGACCUGAGCUACAACAGCCAGGCCUUCAGCAUGCAGGGUAUAGGCCACAACUUUAGCUUUGUGAGCCGCCUGUUACGGCUGAAGUACCUUAGCCUGGCAUACAACGGCAUUCACAGCCGCGUAUCCUCACGUCUUUACAGCGACUCACUGGAGUCCCUGGACUUCAGCGGCAACGGCAUGGGCCUCAUGUGGGGCGAGGGGGACCUCUACCUCCACUUCUUCCAAAACCUGACAGGCCUGAACUAUCUAGACCUGUCUCGGAAUCACCUGCAUAUCCUCCUUCCGCAGAACCUGGAUAACCUCCCCAAGAACCUAACGAAGCUGAGCCUCCGUGACAAUUUUCUGUCUUUCUUUAACUGGAGCAGCCUGGCCUUCCUGCCUAACCUGGAAGCCCUGGAUUUGGCAGGAAACCUACUAAAGGCCCUGACCAAUGGCACCCUGCCUAACGGCACUCGGCUCCAGAAACUCGAUGUCAGUAGCAACAAUAUUGUGUCUGUGGUCCCAGCCUUCUUUGCUCUGGCUGAGGAGCUGAAGGAGGUAAACCUCAGCGACAACAAUCUCAAGACCGUGGAUCGCUCCUGGUUUGGGCCCACCGCCCUGAGCCUGAGGAUGCUGGACGUGAGCAGCAACCCUCUGCACUGCGCCUGCGGGGCGACCUUCCUGGACUUCCUGCUGGAGAUCCAGACGGCGGUACCUGGCCUGGCCAUCAACGUGAAGUGUGGCAGUCCCGGCCAGCUGCAGGGCAGCAGCAUCUUUAAGCAGGACCUGCGGCUGUGCCUGGAUGACGUUCUCUCCUGGGAGUGCUUUAGCCUUUCGCUGUUGGCCGUGGCUGCGGGCACGGUGGUGCCCUUACUGCAUCACCUGUGCGGCUGGGACGUCUGGUACUGCUUCCACCUGUGCCUGGCGUGGCUUCCUUUGCUGGCCCGGGGCCGGCGCGGGGCCCAGGCUCUGCCCUAUGAUGCCUUCGUAGUGUUCGACAAGGCGCAGAGCGCCGUUGCCGACUGGGUGUAUAACGAGCUUCGGGUGCGGCUGGAGGAGCGGCGCGGGCGCAGAGCCCUGCGCCUGUGCCUGGAGGACCGGGAUUGGCUGCCGGGCCAGACGCUCUUCGAGAACCUCUGGGCCUCCAUCUACAGCAGCCGCAAGACUCUGUUUGUGCUAGCCCACACCGACCGGGUCAGCGGCCUCCUGCGCACCAGCUUCCUGCUGGCUCAGCAGCGCCUGCUGGAGGACCGCAAGGACGUGGUGGUGCUGGUGAUCCUGCGCCCCGAUGCCCACCGCUCCCGCUACGUGCGGCUGCGCCAGCGCCUCUGCCGCCAGAGUGUGCUCUUCUGGCCCCAGCAGCCCAGCGGACAGGGCAGCUUCUGGGCCCAGCUGAGCACAUCCCUGACCCGGGACAACCGGCACUUCUAUAACCAAAACUUCUGCCGGGGACCCGCAGCCGAAUAGCCCAGGGAAACAGCUGGGAACAGCUGCACCUCACGCCGGGCCACCAGGGUUGCUCUGCCUGCCUUGCUCUGUCUUACUUUACCCCCCCCACCCCCCACCCCCCCACCGGUAUCUGGCAGGUGCUCAAUACGUGCUACCAAGCCACCAGCCCUGGGCUCCUGGGAGGUGUGGCUCGGGGGAGAGAUGGCGGACUUUUCCAGAUCUUCACAAAGAGGAAGGAGUUAGAUGAAAACCGGGCCCACAGAGCAAAGGGUGGGCGCUUUGGAGAUAGUCACCAACUAUGGACUUUCUGAUCCUUCCCAGGGAACAGGGCCGGGUUUGCCUUUUGUUUGUUUGUUUGUUUUUGAGACAGGGUUUCUCUGCGUAGCCCGGGCUGUCCUGGAGCAACCGCUGUAGACCAGGCUAGCCUCGAACUCACGGAGAUCCGCCUGCUUCUACUGAGAUUUCAAGCCUGCGCCACCACGCUCAGCCUUUUUUUCUUUUUUCUUUUUUUCUUUUAAGUUGUCCUCUGAAUGCCCUGCUGUCCUUGCAAGAAGCCUGGGUCAGCACCUCUCUGUCUUGUGUUUAUCUAGGGGAUCUGCCUUCCUCACCUCCUGGCCUGUCAUGAGGGCAGAGAAGAUGCAGGGCUAGUUUAUCUUUGGCCCUCAGCAAGCUCCUGAGAAAACUCCGGAGCAGGGCGGUAGUUACUACUGGGUGUGUAGAAAAUGAGGGAUGGUUGCAUGCUCUGGUGGCCGUGCCUACGCUGGGCAAAGAAAGCCAGCCUUGAUUAGAGUCUGGGCAGUAGCAGCAAGGAGCUGAGAUCCAGAGGAGAUUCAAAGGUGUGUUCAACCUGCGUGUGUGUGUGUGUGUGUGUGUGUGUGUGUGUGUGUGUGUGCACACGCGCGC
This is a messenger RNA of Psammomys obesus (fat sand rat), 5012 nucleotides long. Its product is annotated as twinfilin-2. Gene Ontology annotation, molecular function: actin filament binding; actin monomer binding; pattern recognition receptor activity. Lineage: Eukaryota; Metazoa; Chordata; Mammalia; Rodentia; Muridae. The transcript is spliced from 9 exons. The record is from RefSeq and is a predicted model, not a curated record. The coding region runs from base 147 to 4127 and encodes 1326 amino acids. Gene Ontology annotation, cellular component: actin filament; cytoplasm; myofibril. Gene Ontology annotation, biological process: toll-like receptor signaling pathway; regulation of lamellipodium assembly; actin filament depolymerization.